UUUCCUCCACACCUUAAAUUUUCUCUCCAGUAAUCUUAAUUUCUCCUUAAACCCCUAAAUCCAUGAUUAGCCCUAGUUGGUAUUGAAGUGGGUUUUGGCCUGCACGGGUACAGUCUUACAAUAACGGGCCGGCUUGUAAGGGUCCCAAAAUUUAAUUAUCCGGUCAUUCAUAGGACUUCGAUUAUAAAAAAUGGUCAAUGAGUGCGAUGACUGUGAUGAAAAUUUUGAUACUUUGCCACCAUGUGGCAAGAACUUAAAUGAAGUUAUUAAUUGAAAACAAGUUUUAUUCAAACUGAGCACUCAGUGAUCGGCUUAUACUAUUGUGAAAAUAAGUUUUAUUCAAAUCAUUUUGAUGAUUUUUUACUUCAACAUAAACAUAGAAUCUACUAUAUAUUUUAAAGCACAAUCUAUUUUUAAAAUUACAAACAGCCAAUUUGAGAAGUUAGUCAGAUGAAAUUCACACACGUUGUAUUUGAAAUUAUACUCAAAUCUAAAUUAAACUAUCCACCUGUUAAAUGUUUAGAUUUAAAAUUUGAAUAAAUUUUAUCCAUUAUGUUUAUAUAUAAACAUCACAAUUACUUUAUGAUAUAUUUCCUAUGAGCACGUUCUAUAUACUUUUCUUGUUUUGCAUUAGUUAGACGAUUAGCUUGUCUUUAUCCAAGAUCUUUGUAAUGAAUUCCGUUUUGUAAGUGUCGUUGGGCUUAUAUUGAUACAACUUAUCUCUUUUGACCAAAAAAAAACUAAAAUACAAACUUAAUCCUUAUUUACAAAAAUAACUGAGAAAAUUGAAUACAACUACUUCCAGUUAUUUGAAUCUUUACUAAAUUACAUCAUAAUUCCUGAUUAUUAGCUACUAAUAUGCUUAAUACAUAAAUAAGUAUUUAAAACAAUACAUAGGUACAAGUAUACAUUUUGGGUGAUGCCGAAGGCCCGUCGCCCCCUUAUAGUGCCGCCCUUAUUGCACAUUAUUUUAUUAGCACAAUUUGACAACUUCAACUCAAAUAAAAGAAGGAAAAGGUCCCUGUUAUUGGAUGUUUUUUUAAUCUUCAGUUGGGAUGUGCUUCUCUAGUUUGAUGCUUCGUUUGCAUCCCCUCAAUGUACCUGUUAUCGAUUCAAAAUAAAGUUCUUUCGCCGAUCAAAUAAAAAAUUCUAUGUUACUUCUAACCCUUAAUAUGUGUUUCCAUCUAUAAAAAGUGUGUUAAUGCUCCAAGGAAUUUAACCAUCUCUCAUCCUUAAUCUUAGCCAAAACAUGUCUUCUUCAAGACUUCUAUCUGCUCUGUAUCUUCUCUCCCUCUCUCUCCUCCUCCAACUCGCUCUUGGAGCCAACCUCGUCACCUAUACAUGCUAUGGCUCUGGAAAUUUCACUCCAGGUGGCGUUUACAACCAGAACUUGAACAGCCUCUUGAAUAUUCUCAACUCCAAUACCCCGCUGACUGGGUUUGCUUUUAGCUCGCUGGGCCGGAGCCAGAAUAUUCAGUCCUACGGCCUUGCUAUCUGCCGAGGUGACAUCAAUACCACAGCCUGCCAAUCCUGUGUUGACGAGGCAACCACAGAGAUUCAAAACCUUUGCCAAUUCAACAACGAAGCAGCCAUAUGGUAUGAUGUUUGUCAAGUAAAAUACUCCAACGUCGAUUUCUUGGGCGUAGUCAGUACCGGGCAAUGGGAAUUAAUAUGGAAUACUGCUAAUGCGAGAAACCCAGUUUAUUUCAAUAAAAAGGUCAUAGAGUUAUUCAGUCAGUUGAAGGGAGAAGCUAAAGAUAGCCCAAAACUGUAUGCUGCCGGAGCGUUGGAGAUUGGAAACUCGAUGACAAUAUAUGGGUUGGUUCAGUGCACCAGAGAUCUUUCCAGUGAUAAUUGUGCCAAGUGUAUUGAUGUGGCUGUUAAGAUUAUUGUGCAAGAUUCAUAUGCAAAAUUAGGAGCGAAUUUCCUGGGUGAGAGUUGUGAUGUGCAUUAUGAGAUGUACCCAUGGGUCUAAAGAAAAUGUACCAUGAUUGUUAGAUGGCAAUGAUGAAUAAGACCCCGUUCCAGAAA
This is a messenger RNA of Rhododendron vialii, 2031 nucleotides long. Its product is annotated as cysteine-rich repeat secretory protein 38-like. Lineage: Eukaryota; Viridiplantae; Streptophyta; Magnoliopsida; Ericales; Ericaceae. The record is from RefSeq and is a predicted model, not a curated record. The coding region runs from base 1250 to 1975 and encodes 241 amino acids. The transcript has a single exon.